UACGGUAGUGCCUCCUCGCGGGACCGGCCUUCCCCUAGUCGCCUCAGCGGCCUCCACGUGGGGAGAGCGGCGCCCGGAGCAGCCGCCGCCAUGAGGAGGCCCAAGUUGAAGAAGGCUAGUAAGCGCAUGACCUGCCAUAAACGAUAUAAAAUCCAGAAAAAGGUUCGGGAGCACAGCAGAAAACUCAGGAAAGAAGCCAAGAAACGUGGGCACAAAAAGCCCAAGAAAGAUCCAGGAAUUCCCAAUGCUGCACCUUUUAAGGAAGAGGUUCUUCGUGAAGCAGAGCAAAGGAAGCAAAGGCUUGAAGAACUAAAACAAAAGCAGAAACUUGCUAGGCAGAAAGACCUUGAAAAGAAAAGAAAGCUACAGGCUAAAAAGAAUGCUACCAAAGCAAAUAAACAUCCAGAGGAAAAGGAAUCAACCAUUAAACUAAAAGCAAAAUCUAACACACUGCUGGAUAAAAAUUCAAAGAAAUCAUUUUGUAGAGAACUUAAAAAGGUGAUUGAGGCUUCAGAUAUAGUCCUGCAGGUCUUAGAUGCCAGAGAUCCCCUGGGCUGUCGGUGCUCCCAGGUGGAACAAAUCAUUACUCAGUCUGGAGGAAACAAAAAGCUACUAUUGGUGUUAAACAAAAUCGAUCUGGUACCAAGGGAGAACUUGGAGAAAUGGUUACAUUAUUUGAAGAACGAGUUUCCGACAGUCGCUUUUAAAUCCUCAAUGCAGCUGAAGGACAGAAGUGUGCAGGAGAAGAAGCUCACAAAGAAGAGAGCUCACAUUGACUUGUCAAGAGGCAGCAUGUGUUUUGGAAGUGAGUGUCUUUUGAAGCUUCUUCGAGAGCACUGCAAGACUCAAGACAAAGCCAUUCAAGUUGGGGUGAUAGGCUUCCCUAAUGUGGGGAAGAGCAGUAUAAUCAAUAGUCUGAAGGAGGUGCGUGUCUGUAAUGUGGGGCCAGUCAGAGGCAUUACCAAGUGCAUGCAGACAGUCCAUAUUGACAAACAAAUCAAGAUGAUAGACAGCCCAAGCAUCAUUGCAGCCCUUUCCAACUCUGCUCUUGCUCUGGCUUUGAGGACCACCACAGAUAUUGAAGAAUCAGGAAAAUUAUUAGAUGCAGUAAAUGCUAUUCUGAAGCACUGCAGUAAACAGCAGAUGAUGCUGUACUACAACAUCCCAGACUUCAGAAACUCUGUGGAGUUUUUAACUUUACUUGCACAAAAAAGGGGAAUGCUGAAAAAGGGAGGUGUCCCUGACACAGAGAGUGCAGCUAAAUUACUACUUUACGACUGGACGGGUGCCAAAGUUAGUUACCAUUCAUUGCUUCCUUCAUCACGGAGUCUGUCACCACACCUCACCAAGGAGGUGGUAGCGGAAAUGCAGCAGGGUUUUAACUUAGAGGAGCUGGCAAAGGAUAAUAUGAACACUAUUAAAGCUGUAAAAUAUCCCAAUCUGGCAAGCAGUAUCGUUUUCCAGUCGUCUGGCUUGACCAAUGGGACAAUAGAAGAGAAUGAACUAACUGAGGAAACAUCAGGACUGGAGAACAUGGAAACAAGUGAAGAAGGGGAGGAUUUAACUGAAGAUGACCAGGAUAGUGAUGAGGAAGAGGAAGCUGUUGAAGAGGAAAGCGAUGUUCAGACAAGCAGCAAAACAAACCCUGCAAAACUGAGCGUGGAGGAUGGAAGCUUGGAAAAACAACCAGCAGGUGAACAGUCCCGUACUUUAUCAUUCAACUUGGAUGAGACAACUGAUCAGGAUGAUGCUUACGAUUUUAAUACAGAUUAUGUGUAAAGACAGAAAAACAGACUCAAAGGCCUAAUUUUGAGAAGAGCAUUGCUAACUUUCUAAGUAGCUAUAAAACACUCUCUCCUUUGGCCUCUUUCAGUCCUAUGGACCUUGCUUGCAAGACACUGCUGCAAAGACCCAAUAUCUCUACUGACCUGAAAUAUUAUAUAGAAUGCAACUUACACAUGAUUUUCAAACUUAAUGUUUGUUUUCUAGAACUGUGUAUACUUCAGCUUUGUAAAUUUUGUAGUUCUCUAAACUUCUGUAAAAAGAUUUUAUUAAAUUCAUCUUAAGGACUA
This is a messenger RNA of Malaclemys terrapin pileata, 2072 nucleotides long. It is a transcript of the gene GNL3, whose product is annotated as G protein nucleolar 3. The coding region runs from base 91 to 1779 and encodes 562 amino acids. Lineage: Eukaryota; Metazoa; Chordata; Testudines; Emydidae. The transcript is spliced from 15 exons. Gene Ontology annotation, cellular component: nucleolus. Gene Ontology annotation, molecular function: GTP binding. The record is from RefSeq and is a predicted model, not a curated record.